Messenger RNA from Ostrea edulis (European flat oyster), 1037 nucleotides. Its product is annotated as chromatin complexes subunit BAP18-like. The transcript is spliced from 6 exons. NCBI's taxonomy places the organism in Eukaryota, Metazoa, Mollusca, Bivalvia, Ostreida, Ostreidae. The coding region runs from base 105 to 611 and encodes 168 amino acids. The record is from RefSeq and is a predicted model, not a curated record. Gene Ontology annotation, cellular component: MLL1 complex; NURF complex.
UGUUUAAAGAUUAUUUUAUAGGUUCCUUCGUAAACUUCCGGUUUGCUUCUCAUGCGAAGAAAAGAUAAUUUGCGGUUGUUUUGUGCGCAAAACUGCACAGCAGAAUGAGUUCUGCAAGCAAGGUUGGCGAAAUAUUCACUGCAGCAGGUGCUGCUUUUACUAAAUUAGGGGACCUCACUCUGCAGCUUCAUCCCACAGCGGAACAAAGUCCCUCAAGUGGAAAAUGGACACCACAUGAAGUAGACAUGUUGAAAAAUGCUGUCAAACGUUUUGGAGAUGAUCUAGACAACAUUAGUGAAAUCAUCAAAACAAGGACGAUUUCUCAGAUUAAAACACAGAUGAAGAGGAAGGCAUAUGAAGAUGCUGGGCUUCCUCAACCCACAGAGCCUUCACCCAAAAAACUGGCAGUGAGGGCUGAAAAAACUCCACAGGUUACCGUGAAGACAGUGACCUCCAGUGCUUCCGUAGAAUCUCAACCUAAAAAACAGCCACAGAAUGAUGUGACAUUGAGUGCCCUGAACGCACCCGAGAGUGAUGUAGACAUUGAAGGUGAUUCUUCUUCAUCAAAACGUUUGGAUUUUGAUUCAGAUGUGGACUCUAGUAUGCUGUGAAUCAAGGGAGAGUACUCCGGACCAUGGCAGCAUUUUAGAAAUUAUUUGUCAUUUUAACGUUUAAUGUUCUGUAUUGUGCAAUUCAUUGAUGAAAUUUCAAACAAAUAGUGAAUUUUUAACUAGAAGUGUAUAGUCUGGAUAGCAUAUUGUGAAAGAUGCUGAAAAUGAAAAGUAUGCAUUAAAAACUUGUCUGAUUGGAUUUUGCCAAUUUCAUUGAGUUCCAAGUAUUUUUCCACCCCUCAUACUAGCUUGCUAAAUGACCACAUUAGAAAGUAAACAUAUGGUAGACAUUUAUGUGAAAGUUUUAGUAUUUUUAUCAUUUUCUUGUGUCAUGUAAACCAUAUUUCAUCUGCCAAAUGUUUUACAAUUUGGUACAUACGUAUUUUUACAUGUAGUUGCAAUUGUGUUAUUAAAUGCUGAAUGUGU